AUGGAGAACCCCUUGUCGCCGGGCACCGCCAUCCUGAUCCUUAGCGUUAUUCUCAUCGCUAUCUUCAAUGCCAGGUAUGCCUUCCCGGCUCGAUUGUUGGUGGGCCUCCGUCACUAUCAGCUCGCCGGCGGUCUGCUGUCCAACCAGAAGACCCGAUCCAAGCGUGUGACGACCAAGAGCAAGAAGAAGGAAGAGGAGGAUGACUCCUUGGGGGAGGCAGAAGCUCUGGCAGUCGUGCCCACAACUUACAGGGAGGUCUGGGACCUCCCCUACUUCAACCUGUUUGAUGGCACGAUCUGCCUGGCAGAGCUGGCGGGGCUGGUGACCGCCCUGUCUGCUCUCUACGCCUGGCACACGGAUUCCCCUCCUCCCAACCACGCCCUGGCGGUGUCGGGGCUGUGCGUGCUGGGCAGCCUGGUCUCGCUGGCCAAAACGGAGUUCCUGGCGCGCACCACCAGCACCGGGGACAAGAUCAUGGCCCUCGGGUACGGGGUCGGGGGCGGCCUGGCGGCCUGGGUGAUCCAGGGACGGGCGCCGCUGUGGGCGCCGGUGCAGCAGCAGAGCUCCGCCGCCGCCCUGGUCGGGCCGGUGCUGGCGGCGCUGGCCCGCCCGGGGGCCACGCCGCGCAGUCUGGGGCUGGCCGGCCUGCGCCUGACCCUGGCCGGCGCGUCGGGCGUGGCCGGCGCGCUGCUGCUGCUGCCCGCGCUGCGCUUCGCCGCCGCCUUCCGCCUGCAGCGGUCGCCCCCCGCUUGGGCGGGGGGCAACAUCCCCACCAACCUCGUGAAGAAGACGCGGCUCGGCCUCCAGUUUCUGGGGCCCCUGGCCGCGUCGAUGCUCUGGGGUAGCCUGCGCGCCGACAUCCUGUUCGACGUGACGCCCUCCGGCGCCCGUCUCAUCCAGGGCGCCGCCCUGGCGGCCGUGGGCCUGCUGGGGCUCUCCAACACCCGCCUGCUCAUGCAGCGGUACCUGGACACGGGCCUGCUGGGCUGGCACGUGCUCAAGCACCCCGCGCCGGGGGGGCUGACCCACCGCGGCCUGCGCCUGGAGCUGCUGAACAGCGGGCUGAACCCGCGGCUGGUGCCGGGCGUCGACGCCAACCGCGUGCUGGAUGCGGGCCUGGGCUUCCUGGCCUGGUGGUGCGGCGCGGCCCACUUCCUCUUCGUGGCCAGCCACAUGUGGGUGUUCGACGCCCCCGUGGCGUGA
Auxenochlorella protothecoides is the source of this 1203-nucleotide messenger RNA. RefSeq lists its product as hypothetical. Lineage: Eukaryota; Viridiplantae; Chlorophyta; Trebouxiophyceae; Chlorellales; Chlorellaceae. Bases 1 to 1203 code for a protein of 400 amino acids. The record is from RefSeq and is a predicted model, not a curated record. The transcript is spliced from 5 exons.